AUGAGUAGUAUUGUUAAAAAGGGUACUCGUUUUACCCCCAAGGUCAGCCAGAGACGAACUCCGCGAAAAGAGGAUCCGGUUUCUGAACCGCCGAGCCAAAUUUCUGGUGCCGAACCUCCUGCAUCUCCACUAUUGAAAACCGAUAUCUUCAAAUCUACUGAGGUUCAGACCACCAGCGUUGUCUUUACCGAAAAAUACUCGCAAUCUCAGACCGCUAUCCCCGGCUUUGAUAACGAAGACAACGAUGGGGAAAUUGAACAGCUCAAGAAACCGCCGGUGGCAGACUUCAGACGGAGAAGAAUGUCCUCCAUCAAGGUGUCCACUCCAAUUUCCUUCAAGUCGCGCCAAGGCAGCGUCUCAGGAGCAAGCGCGUUGAAGGAGUCUGUGGAGCCCGUGGUACCGGUUCUGAUCAGUGUGCCAUUAUUGGCCCCCAGUAAGCGGACCAAGAGACCACGCAACCUCUUAAGUGGUGGCGACAAGAUGGCGAUGCUCAAGAGAUCAAACGCUACGAGAAAGCCUGAGCCAAGAGAUGAAAAGGUAGAAACGGAAGAGCAACCCCAGAUUGAUGCGACAAAGAGAAGAAAAAGCAAGAGCCCCGCGGAGUCCGGCUCUGCGCCCCAUGCGCUCAGCGGCGUGGAAAUCGCGGAUGGUGAGAGCAUCUUCAUUAUCAACCCAACCACCAACAAGAUGGCCAAGAUAAACCAGGCCAAGCUCUCGCAGCUCAAGCUGGGCCCGGUGCUUUCUGGCGUGGAUGUUUUUUCCAAAGUCAUCAGAGAUAUGUCACAGAUUCCAAACGGAAUUUCCGAGGAGGAUCCCAAACUCCUCGAGGAAUACACCGUGGACGAGGAUUCCAUCUCAAUGAGUGAUUUGUGCAAGCCCUCUAUCCCGAUCGGUGCUGUUUCGUCCAAUUUUGACCUCACGAAGGAGGCCCGCAGGCGCAUUCAAAGUCAGAAGUUGAAGGAGCGCGAGCAGCGCGCGCAGGCGCGCCGUGAUCGCAUCUCGCUCGACAAGUUCAUCAAGGAUGAGGAAGAUAAGAACCGAGAGGCGCGCAUUGCGGUACAGAAGGAGUUGAUGAACGUGGACCAAGAAGAGGCCAGGGGCCACAGCGUGAUCCAGUUGACGUUGCAGAACGGUGAGUUGAACAUUGAUGAAGACUCGCUUGUAGUGGAUCGUCACCAGCGUGACAACACCAACAACUUGCGCGAGAAGGAGGAGCAGAACCGGUUCGAGAACCCCGUUAACUCCCGCACCUACGGUAAGGCCCGCUACACCGAUAAGUGGACCGACGACGAGAUGAAGCAGUUUUACAACGCGUUGUCUGCGUGGGGUACGGACUUUACCGUGAUCGCGCAGUUGUUCCCGUACCGCACGCGUCGCCAGGUAAAAGCGCGCUUCACGGCGGAGGAGCGCAAGCACCCGUAUAUUAUCGAGCUCGCGUUGGCACGAAAGCUUCCACAGGACUUUGGCAAUUACAUCGAGACGUCCAACCGAAAGACUCAAGACUUCCCAAGCUUAUUAGACUUCAACGCGAAGUUGGAGGACUUGAAGAAGCUGCACCGCGAGGAGUUGGAAAACAUCGAGCUCGGUAAGCAGAAGGCCAAGUUGGAGGACGCCGAGGUGCAACGCCGCCGCGAGAUCGAGAUCAGAACCGGUACCAGAACCAUGUCCAGAGCCGAAAAGAUCAAGGAGUUAAGACAGAACGAGACGGUCGUGGGGACGGUUGACGAUGUGAAGAAAAAGCGCGAGCUCGAGUUGGCCAUUCCUGAAGAGGCAUAA
Messenger RNA from Babjeviella inositovora NRRL Y-12698, 1776 nucleotides. Its product is annotated as transcription factor TFIIIB subunit. Gene Ontology annotation, molecular function: RNA polymerase III general transcription initiation factor activity; TFIIIC-class transcription factor complex binding. Gene Ontology annotation, cellular component: transcription factor TFIIIB complex. Bases 1 to 1776 code for a protein of 591 amino acids. Gene Ontology annotation, biological process: transcription by RNA polymerase III; RNA polymerase III preinitiation complex assembly. NCBI's taxonomy places the organism in Eukaryota, Fungi, Ascomycota, Pichiomycetes, Serinales. The transcript has 2 exons. The record is from RefSeq and is a predicted model, not a curated record.